This is a messenger RNA of Saccharomycopsis crataegensis, 1203 nucleotides long. It is a transcript of the gene ZRC1, whose product is annotated as Zn(2+) transporter ZRC1. The transcript has a single exon. The record is from RefSeq and is a predicted model, not a curated record. Gene Ontology annotation, biological process: zinc ion transmembrane transport; intracellular zinc ion homeostasis. Bases 1 to 1203 code for a protein of 400 amino acids. NCBI's taxonomy places the organism in Eukaryota, Fungi, Ascomycota, Saccharomycetes, Ascoideales, Saccharomycopsidaceae. Gene Ontology annotation, molecular function: zinc ion transmembrane transporter activity. Gene Ontology annotation, cellular component: fungal-type vacuole membrane.
AUGGGUGCCUCGAAGGAAACCAGGAUCGUCAUCCUUCUUGUGAUUGACACAGUCUUCUGCUUGAUUGAAGCAAUCACUGGUUAUGCCGUCCACUCUCUUGCCCUUGUGGCUGACUCUUUCCACAUGUUGAACGAUAUCUUCUCGUUGGUGGUUGCGCUUUGGGCAGUUCGGGUUGCCAAAAACCGUGGUGCUGAUGCCAAAUACACUUAUGGCUGGCAAAGAGCUGAGAUCUUGGGGGCCUUGAUCAAUGCAGUUUUCUUGUUGGCGCUUUGUAUCACCAUCUUUAUUGAAGCUAUCCAAAGAUUCAUCACCCCAGAAGUCAUCACUAACCCACAAUUGAUCUUGUGGGUCGGGGUUGCUGGGCUCACUUCCAACUUUAUUGGAUUAUUCUUGUUCCACGAUAUUGGCCAUGGCGGUCACUCCCACUCGCACGGUGGCGAUCUGUUUGGUGAAAAUGAAGAAGAAGGCGCCGGGCACUACCAUGACCAUGCAGGGUACCACGACGAUGAAAGUCAUUCUCAUUCCCACGGUGGCCAUUAUGAUGAAGAAGCUGCGAUUCACACUAUUGAACCGGUAUUGCCAGAAGAUGUUGUUGCCCAUGAAUUACACAAGUCCCACAAUCAUGAAACUCAAAAGAAACUUAAGAAUGGUCAAGAUGGCCAUUCUCUCAAUAUGAGAGGGGUUUUCUUACAUGUCCUCGGUGAUGCUCUUGGUAAUAUUGGGGUUAUUGUUAGCGCUUUGCUUAUCUGGAAGACCGAUUACACUUGGAGAUUCUAUUUUGAUCCGGCAAUUUCCCUUUUUAUCACCGCGAUCAUCUUCUCCACCGCCUUGCCACUUUGUCGCUCAGCUUCCAAGAUUUUACUUCAAGCAACCCCUUCGACCAUCUCUGCUGAUCAUGUCCAAGAAGACGUGUUGGCGAUCCCUGGGGUGGUUGCGGUCCAUGAUCUUCAUAUUUGGAACUUGACCGAACAAAUUUCAAUCGCCUCCUUGCACGCUGAACUUAACGUUGCCCCAGAUUCAUUCACCAAAGUGGUUGAUGAUAUUCGUACAUGCUUACAUGCUUAUGGUGUUCAGUCAGUGACCGUCCAGCCAGAAUUUAUCGACCCUGCAAACAGUUCUAUCAGUGAUUCUCAAUCCAGUCACAAUAGCACCAAUGAGACUUAUGGUGCUAUCAGUAAUUGUACCUCCGGUUUCAAGAAAUGA